Papaver somniferum (opium poppy) is the source of this 2239-nucleotide messenger RNA. RefSeq names its product NAC domain-containing protein 78-like. The record is from RefSeq and is a predicted model, not a curated record. The transcript is spliced from 6 exons. Lineage: Eukaryota; Viridiplantae; Streptophyta; Magnoliopsida; Ranunculales; Papaveraceae. Gene Ontology annotation, biological process: regulation of DNA-templated transcription. Gene Ontology annotation, molecular function: DNA binding. The coding region runs from base 291 to 1955 and encodes 554 amino acids.
GAAAUCCUCGUUAUUUUCCUUACCGCGAAAUUUAUAUCCACGAGUCUUAUAUUCCGCCCUAGACUUUCAUAGUCGGCACAAAACAAACCUUCCUCCUCUUUUAUCCUCUCUCGAGAAACCCUAACCCUAAUCAUGUACAGAUUCAACACCAAAUCUUCGAUGCAAAAUCAAGCCUCUGAUAUCGAUUGAGAUCUCUAUUUAUUACGAAAACCUUAUCUUUAUUUAUCUUCUCGAUUUAUUUAUUUUUGUUAAUUUUCAAUUUGAGCAAAAGAUUACUUGGAUCCAUAUUAAUGGGAGGUGAAUCAUCAGCAUCAUCACUAGCACCAGGUUUUAGAUUUCAUCCUACAGAUGAAGAACUUGUUAGCUACUAUCUUAAGCGAAAAAUUGUUGGAAAACCCUUUCGAUUUGACGCGAUUUCUGAAAUCGAUAUCUAUAAGUUCGAGCCAUGGGAUCUUCCAGGUCAGUCUAGGUUGAAGAGUAGAGAUCGUGAAUGGUACUUUUUCAGUGCCCUGGAUAAGAAGUAUGGGAAUGGAUGGAGGACUAAUAGGGCAACUGAGCAAGGUUAUUGGAAGACUACAGGGAAGGAUCGGGCUGUUCACCGGGCUACUCGAUCAGUGGGUAUGAAGAAAACUCUUGUGUAUCACCUAGGUCGAGCUCCACGUGGUGAAAGAACUAACUGGGUUAUGCAUGAAUACCGUAUAGAGGAUGAAACACUUGGAAUAGCUAAGGAUGCUUUUGUGCUGUGUAGAAUUUUUCAAAAGAGUGGAACAGGACCCAAGAAUGGAGAGCAAUAUGGUGCUCCUUUCAUUGAGGAAGAGUGGGAUGAAGAAGUUACUGUUCCCGAACAAGAAGUUAUGGCUAAUGGUGGGUCUUCUAAUGGGAGUGAUGAAGAAACUAGUCUUGCCUGUAACUAUGGGGAGGAGAAUGUUGCCUUGGCGGUUCAACCCGUGAACGUUGAGCUUCCAGUAAACCCAUAUUGUAAGAAUGGUUGGAACCUUUUAGAGGACCCCUUGAGCAUCCUGGGCGAAGAUCAAAAGCUGCCUAUCUCUUCAGCUGAAAAUGGCCUAGCCUCAGCACUGCCUGUUAAGAUGGAACAGACACAAGUCAAAAAUGAGUUUCUUGAACUGUCCGAUCUUUCAAAUCCCGUUGAUGUCAGAAAUGUUUCUGAUGAUCAAGCUACCCAAGAGCUGUCAUACUUUGCGGCCUCAAGUAAUCCAUCAGAUAAUGGGGAAUCAUAUAUAGAAAUGAAUGAUCUUGCAAACUAUGGAGGAGCUGAUCCAUCAGGAUUUGAUUUGCUUGGCCUUGACCCUACUUUCUUCGAUGCCACAGACAAUGGCUUCUUCAGUGAUGAGUUCGAUUUCUCUGAUAUGUUUUCUGAUGAUCUUCUCAUGGGCGAUCCAUCAUUUUCUGGAGAGGUGAAUACUGAAAUCGGACAAGCGUAUCUGACAUUCCCAGAACCUUCAAAACCACAUGCUAGUGAAAUUGCGUCGUCUUCAAUGCAGAAACCAGAGAAGAUGGAAAAGGUUCCACGAGAUGUUAACUACAACGAGGGAUGGGAAGGUUCAAUUGCCAAACAAGUCAGUCGUAUGCUGGGAUCCAUCCCUGCUCCUCCUGCAUUUGCUGCAGAGUUCCCCACAAAGGAGGCAACAAUUCUUGGACAGACUUCAACCUCGCUAUCUUCUAGUUCAAUCCAUGUUACUGCUGGGAUGAUCCACAUCACUAGUAGCAUGACGGUGAGCGGUAAUGGAAAGGAUGACUGGUUAUGGAGGAAGAAUGGAGGAGUGGACAUCCUUCUUCCAUACGGCUUGACAAGCAAUGAAACAAUGGCGAUGGAGCAUUUAAUGUCGAGCAAAACAGUGUCAGUAGUGGCCCGCAGCUCAUUCUAUUUAAUUUUUCUGUGGGUAUUGAUUCUUUCAGUGAGCUGCAAGAUUGGAAGCUAUGUUUAUACAAGGUGAACCUGCUUAUUGUGGUGAUGAGUUGGAUCAUUACCGUGCAACGCCAAGUUCGAAAAUUGUUACUUUGUGGAAGAACAAAACGUUGCUAUAGACUGAGCGCUAGUUUAUAUGAUUUUCUGUGUUUUUUUCUUUUCCUCUCUUUCAUCUGAAAGACAAAGUAAGAAAAGUAGACUGGUUUUAGUUGUUUCGAUUUCUUUGUCUACGUUGAUUUACUGAACAUAAGUUUGUAUACUUUCUAUAGAUACUUGAAACUAUAAAGGUACAUAUUGCUUCUUGAGGAGACA